This is a messenger RNA of Ailuropoda melanoleuca (giant panda), 1733 nucleotides long. RefSeq names its product autophagy related 12 (gene ATG12). The transcript has 4 exons. Gene Ontology annotation, biological process: autophagosome maturation; protein lipidation involved in autophagosome assembly; autophagosome assembly. Lineage: Eukaryota; Metazoa; Chordata; Mammalia; Carnivora; Ursidae. Gene Ontology annotation, cellular component: phagophore assembly site membrane; autophagosome membrane; Atg12-Atg5-Atg16 complex. Bases 217 to 639 code for a protein of 140 amino acids. The record is from RefSeq and is a predicted model, not a curated record. Gene Ontology annotation, molecular function: Atg8-family ligase activity.
CCUUCCGGAGGAUUGUUGAUGUGCAAAAGCUUAGUUGCGGUAUUAACAGUCGGGGCUCUGCGACAGGUUCCACAUAGAGGACCAACCGACAACUCCACCUUUCACCGUUAGGUUGGGUUCCCCCCACCACCACCACCUUAGCGACGCCCCCGGCGUAAAGCCCGCCCACCCAACGCGCUGAGCCACUACUUCCGCCCUCGCCUGCCACUGAGCAAGAUGGCUGAGGAGCCGGAUUCCGUGCUGCAGCUCCCUCCCUCAACUGCAGCUGAUGGCGAAGGACCUACGGAGGUCUCCCCAGAAACAGCCACUCCGGAGCCCCCUUCUUCCGCCGCGGUCUCCCCGGGGACAGAAGAACCUGCCGGAGACACCAAGAAAAAAAUUGAUGUCCUGUUGAAGGCUGUGGGAGACACCCCUAUAAUGAAAACAAAGAAGUGGGCUGUAGAGCGAACCCGAACCAUUCAAGGACUCAUUGACUUCAUCAAAAAAUUCCUUAAGCUUGUGGCGUCUGAACAGUUGUUUAUUUAUGUGAAUCAGUCCUUUGCCCCCUCCCCAGACCAGGAAGUUGGAACCCUCUAUGAGUGCUUUGGCAGUGACGGUAAACUGGUCCUACAUUACUGCAAGUCUCAGGCAUGGGGAUGAAGUGCAGAGAAAAAGCCCUUGCUACCCAAAAGCAUCUCCACAAAGGAAGCAGCUCUGGAAAAAGUUGAUACUUGUGACAAGAGACUUGUGUAUGUGAUCUACACAGCAUGUAUCCACUGUGAAUCAUGUUUAUGCAUAAAGAAAUCCAUAGAGUAGAUGGACUCACAAAAAUGUGAUUUGUAUUAAUUCACAAAUCAUCAUAAAAGAUUGGCUUUACAGUUUACCCAUUAUUACGACAACUACUGCUCCAGAUCGGCCACCAAGGAGUUGAAAAAGAGACUAAGACUGUUACCAACCAGAAUUGUUAUCAGUUCUCAGUGACUGAAAUUGUUUACUUGUAGAAAGAACACUCAGCUGCUUUUUUCCCCACUGUGAAAGUCAGUUUUCUAACGGAUUCUUUUUUGUGCAUAUUCAGGGAGUUUGAGCCAUGGGUUAUGCCUUUUCUCCUGUACGGUUAGAUCUACAGUGUUAGGCAAUAGUCCCAUUGACCUGCUGGCUUUGUGUCUUACACGCCAGUAGGGGGCAGCCUAGCUGGCAGAAGGAGUUAAGCGGUUUGGUUUUAUACCUUUGCCAGAUGAUAAUGGAGGAAAAAAGCGAUUCCUGCUAAUUUCUAGCAAACAUAGCCAAGACAAUGCAUGUUGACACACUGAAAAGCUGCUUUAGAGAAUAUGCGUGGUUUAGAAUUAUUUUAUUGGGAAAACAGAAGGAAUUUUACAAAUUGUGACAGUUGAGUCACACAACUCUUUUCAGUCCUAUCAUAUAAAUGAUUGUGAGUCCUAAUGGUUCUAACUGUGGUGUUGCUUCAUGUCUUACUUUUACAUUGUCAGAAGCACUCAGUAAACCUGGCAACAUCUUUGAGUUUUUUGUAAUCUGUUUUCUAACUUGAAAACGUUUACUCGAAUAAUUGGAUAGCCUUAGGUUCCAUAUGUAUUUCAUGCUAUGACUAAAAGUCCCAUUUUCCCUGAUUCUAUUAGACUGUUAAUUGCUUGAAGUGAGAUUCUGUAUUAUAUCAUUCUGUAUUAUAAUGGUAAUGCAGCAUUUCAAAAAGCAUUCCAAUAAAUUGAAUGGAAUGUCCAAACAGGAUCUAAGAUAUA